AUGUUUAGAAGACCAAGGGUGUUUUUUAAGGAAAGCAUUGCUAUUAUGAAUCACCAUGGUAUUAUUUUUUUACUGAAAAUUAUCUUCAUUCUACCCUUUAAAUUGGCUAUUGAAAGUUAUAAAUUAAAGAGAUCAAAUAAUGAAAAACCUAAAACGAUAGAUCUGGAUGUCUUCUCGAGAAUAUUUAUGAGAGAAGCAUUUUUAUUAGCAGAUAAAUAUAGUGGUGAACAAGUGCUGAAUCCAUUGUUUGUUGGUUUGCAAAAUAUAAUGAAAUAUCUUUUAAACUCAUCAAAAUAUCCUAGUGAAAUACUACAAUGCAAUAUAAUUAAUAUAAAGACUGACAUAUUUAAUGAAUCUAUCAUUAACCGUAGUGAUAUUAAAAGCAGAUUUGAAUGGUUAUCUAAGCCUGAAUUUUUCAAUCCGAAAGAAGAUCCAGUCAUUCUAUAUUUCCAUGGUGGUGGAUUUGCAAUCGAAAUGUUACCAUUUUUCCAUAGUUUCUUGAGGAACAUUGCGAGGCAUAAUGAAAAAACUGCCAUUGCCAUAUCACAUUACACUGUAACAACCUCAAAUGUGUGCGAUGAAGUUUAUCCAAUACCGACGUUAGAAUCCAUCGUUCUAUAUAAACAUUUUAGUGAUGCGCUUGGUUGUAAAAAUAUUUCGUUGAUGGGUGAAUCAGCUGGUGGUCAUAUUAUUUUAUCUUUAAUCCAAUAUCUUCAGUUUUAUAAACUACAACUUCCAAAGCAUGCCGUUGCAGUAAGUCCAUGGUUGAACCCUGGAGUUGUAGAUGAUGAUGAACGUCAAUUCAUGAGAAAUAAUUGUAAACUGGAUAGUUUGUCAUAUGAAGGACUCGAUCUUUUUCAAAAACAAUAUAUACCAAAUAAAAAUCUGAGAUCUACAUAUAACUCGGAUCCAUUACUAAAUAUUGAGACCAAUUUUGACUCAAUUGCAUGGGAACAGAUAACGCAAAACUGUAAACUUUAUAUCACAUACGGAAGUGAUGAAAUUUUACGAUUACAAAUUGAUAGAUUCAUUAAGAAAUUGGAUAAAACAUGUCCAAAUUUUAUAAUGGAGAAUAAUGUAUUAAUUGAUCAUAAUGGAGGACACAUUAGACCAAUCAUGAACCUUCAUAAAGAUUAUAACAAAUGGUUAAGAUCUGAAUUGGUUCAAAAACUUGUGAAUGCAUUGGGGGUUUGA
Molecule: messenger RNA, 1194 nt
Organism: Tetrapisispora phaffii CBS 4417
Lineage: Eukaryota; Fungi; Ascomycota; Saccharomycetes; Saccharomycetales; Saccharomycetaceae
Gene: SAY1
Product: steryl deacetylase
Exons: 1
Coding region: 1-1194 (397 amino acids)
Source: RefSeq, a predicted model, not a curated record